Musa acuminata subsp. malaccensis (wild Malaysian banana) is the source of this 4433-nucleotide messenger RNA. Its product is annotated as enhancer of mRNA-decapping protein 4. The record is from RefSeq and is a predicted model, not a curated record. Gene Ontology annotation, molecular function: protein binding. NCBI's taxonomy places the organism in Eukaryota, Viridiplantae, Streptophyta, Magnoliopsida, Zingiberales, Musaceae. Gene Ontology annotation, cellular component: P-body. Gene Ontology annotation, biological process: deadenylation-independent decapping of nuclear-transcribed mRNA.
CGCGUCGUCGUUUUCUUCCCCUGCGGACCGCUUAACGGACGCCUCCCCCGUCCCUGCGCACGGUAGCGACCGUCCGUUUCCGAAACCCUAGCUCUCCUCUCCGGCCCUCCGCCGCUGUCCGCCGAUGGCCUCCCCCGCUGGGAACCCUAACCUCUUCAAGCUCCCCAAUCCCAACCCUAGCAUCUCCCCGCCGACGUUGCCCCCGCCGUCCUCCUACCCAGCUACGCCGCCGUCGUACCCCUCGCCACCGGCCCACGGCGCCUUCUCCUAUCCCCCCGUCACUCCACCGUUCCACCACCAACCACCCUUCCUCCACUACCCUCAGGAUCCCCUCCACCGACCGGCCGUCUCCUAUCCCACUGCCAGCCCCCAGCUCCCCGGUCCCAGACCUGGCCCUAACCUUAGCUCCAAUCCCAACCCCGGUGCCCGGCUAAUGGCGCUACUGAAUCCUGCUUCCACUCAGCUUGAAUCCGCCGUCUCGAUGCCGCCGCCGUCAUCCGUGCCCUCUGAGCUCUCGGCCCCAGGGAAUGCGGCGGUCUUACAUCCGAUCCCGUCGGCGCCAGCAGUUGCUCUGGCGGUUGCUCAGCCGGCGCCGGCGAGAGUCGCGAGUAGCAAGCUGCCUCGGGGGCGGCUACUGGGAGUUGGAAACCGCGCUGUGUAUGAUGUCGACUCUAGGCUGCCGGGAGAGUCACAGCCCCCGCAGCUCGAGGUCACGCCAAUCACCAAGUACGUAUCAGAUCCGGGGCUUGUUUUGGGCCGCCAAAUUGCUGUCAAUCGGACAUAUAUAUGUUACGGGCUCAAGCUGGGGGCUAUUAGGGUGCUGAAUAUCAACACAGCCUUGCGAGCUCUGCUCAAAGGGCACUCUCAGAGAGUUACAGACAUGGCUUUCUUUGCUGAAGAUGUUCACCUUUUAGCAAGUGCGAGCAUUGAUGGAAGGGUUUUUGUGUGGAAGAUUGAUGAAGGUCCUGAUGAGGGAAAUAAACCACUGAUAACAGAAAAAAUAAUAAUUGCUCUUCAGAUUGUAGGAGAUGGAGAGCCUUAUCAUCCACGAAUUUGUUGGCACUCUCACAAGCAAGAAAUCUUGUUUGUUGGAAUUGGAAAUCGUGUAUUAAAAAUUGACACAAUCAAAAUUGGAAGAGGAAAAGAAUUUUCAGCAGAGGAACCUCUCAAGUGUUCUGUUGAGAAGCUGGUUGAUGGGGUUCAACUUAUUGGUAAACAUGAUGGAGAAGUGACAGAUUUAUCCAUAUCCCAAUGGAUGAUAACCCGACUAGUGUCAGCAUCAAAAGAUGGCAUGGUAAAGAUCUGGGAAGAUCGCAAAGCGAUAGCCCUUGCCACAUUGAGACCACACGAUGGUCAACCUGUUAAUUCAGUUGCAUUCAUGACAUCCCCUCAUCAACCCGAUCACAUCAAUCUUAUCACUGCGGGCCCUUUGAACCGAGAAGUGAAAAUAUGGACUUCUUCUAAUGAAGAAGGUUGGCUCUUGCCUAGUGAUUCUGAAUCUUGGCGCUGCACUCAGACCUUGGACUUGAAAAGUUCCUCAGAACCUCGUCUUGAAGAGGCAUUUUUCAAUCAAAUUGUAGUCUUACCUCAAGCAAAUCUUAUAGUUAUUGCAAAUGCUAAGAAGAAUGCGAUAUAUGCUGUGCAUGUAGACUAUGGCACAUGUCCGGCUUCCACACGCAUGGACUAUGUAGCAGAUUUUACAGUUGCAAUGCCUAUUUUGAGUCUUACUGGUACAAAUGAUUUCUUGCCUGAUGGGGGACAAUCGGUUCAGAUAUAUUGUGUCCAGACACAGGCAAUUCAGCAGUAUGCAUUGGAUCUGACCCAGUGUUUACCACCACCAACUGAUAAUGCUGGUUUGGCCAAAGAUCCUCUAUCUUGUGUCCUGGGGACACCCAGCCCGGAAGCAUCAUCUGUGUUAGAGUCAUCUUGUGGACCUUCUGUCGAUGAUCCUUCAGUAAGUGCUUCACCACAAAUUCAUACAGUGAGCAGCAGUGACUGUGCAAUUCCAUAUCUGACAAGCUUAGCUUCUUCUGAGGUCAUGGAUGUAUGUGAACCACCCAUGUCAAAACCUGAAUCUAAGCCCAGUGCUCCAUUUUCUGAGAAAGACACUGAUGCUCAACAUGUUUCUUCUUUUCCUGCAAAUCCAGACCUUGCUGGAAGAGUACCCAGUCUGAAUAGCCCCCAUAAAGGUUCUGAUCAUGGAUCAUCAAUUGGUGAUCAUGUUGUGGACCAGUCGGUUUUUGAUCAUUCAGUUGACAGUACACCUGAUGUUCCUUCUAUAAAUGAGAACUUGAAAAAAGAUGAUUCCAAAACUGAACAAGAUGAUCCUUCUAUGGUGCCAAAUCGUCGUUUACUCUUUAAGCUUGGUGGAAACACAACACACCUAAUUACUCCAUCAGAAAUCCUUUCAGGUGCUAUAAGUUCCUCAGAAAGUAGCCAUGUCAAUCAAGGUCCAGUGGUUGAGGGAGUCAAGGUCCAAGAUGUGAUCAUAGAUAACAAUAUGGCAAGUCAUGAGGUGGAAGUAAAAGUUGUCAGGGAAGGCCAAUCAGGUGAGGCAGAGGGCAAUGGUUUUCAGAAAGUGCCUCAAGUUGUUAUUAUUGAAGAUUAUGAAAGAUCCUCCCAGACUUUAGAAGCAAAAUUUGAGGCCAACAAUGAGUGUUCUACUGUGAUAGAAGCUUGCCAGGGUGGUCACACUGCUGAGACAUUGGAUCAGCCACCCAGUAUCCUCGAGGAAGAAGUUGAAUACAACAAAAAGGAUAUGCCUGAAAAGGAAUCUGCUAUUACACCCCAAAAUCUCUCAGCUACUAAAGGGAAGAAGCAAAAAUCAAAACAAUACCAGACAACUGGCGUUUCACCCCCUUCAUCAAGCCCUUUCAACUCUACUGAUUCUCUGAAUGAACCAGGGAGCUUCUCCAGUACUCCAACUGAUGCUGCCAUCCCUCAGAUUCUUGCACUACAGGAAACACUGAACCAGAUUAUGAACAUGCAAAAGGAAAUGCAGAAGCAAAUGAGUAUAAUGGUGGCCGCUCCUGUUAUGAAAGAAGGCAAACGAGUGGAAGCAGCAUUAGGUCGUUGCAUGGAAAAAGCUGUCAGGGCAAAUUCAGAUGCUCUAUGGGCUCGUUUUCAAGAAGAACAUGCAAAAUGUGAGCGGGUUGGGAAGGACCAGAUGCAGCAGAUGGCAAAUUUAAUCACCAAUAUCGUCAACAAGGAUUUGCCUGCCAUAUCAGAGAAGAUAUUAAAGAAGGAAAUUUCUGCAGUUGGGCCUACUGUAGUGCGGGCAAUUACACCAGUUAUUUCUUCAGCUAUCACCGAGUCAUUUCAGAGGGGAGUUGGUGAUAAGGCAGUGAAUCAUUUAGAGAGGUCUGUUUCUUCAAAGCUUGAAGCUACAGUAUCAAGGCAAAUUCAAACACAGCUCCAAACCUCUGGAAAGCAAGUUCUUCAGGAUGCUUUAAGGUCUUGUGUGGAGUCCUCAGUGGUUCCUGCAUUUGAGCAGUCUUGUAAAGCAAUGUUUGAGCAAAUAGACUGUGUCUUCCAGAAAGGAAUGAAUGAACAUACUGCUGCUUCUCAGCAGCAGCUUGAGGCCGCACAUACUCCCUUGGCACUUACUUUGAGGGAUACCAUCAAUUCUUCUUUGUCAAUCACCCAAAAUCUCACUACUGAAUUGGUUGAUGGCCAGCGUAAACUGCUAGCUCUUGUUGCUUCAGGAAACACAAAAACGACUAGUCCCACUACUAUCCAGCAGACUAAUGGUCCCCUGCCAGGUCUUCCUGAGAUGCAGGCCUUGUCCGUGCAGCAGGUUGAGGCACCUCUGGAUCCCAAAAAGGAACUCUCAAGAUUGACAUCCGAACGCAAGUAUGAAGAAGCUUUCACGAUGGCUCUUCAAAGAAGCGAUGUAUCAAUUGUGUCUUGGCUCUGUACACAGGUUGAUCUGCGCACCAUAUGUUACACCGUGCCACUUCCCCUGAGUCAAGGAGUUCUUCUAGCUCUUCUGCAGCAGCUAGCAUGUGACAUCAGCAUCGAGACACCAAGGAAAUUGGGUUGGAUGACCGAUGUGGCUGUAGUGAUCAACCCAGCAGAUCCAACAAUCACAUCCUACGUUCGGCCAAUCUUUGAGCAGGUUUACAGUAUACUAGUCCACCAAAGAUCACUUCCCACUGCCACUGCUUCUGAAGCAACUAACAUGCGUUUGGUUAUGCACGUUAUAAAUUCUGUACUCAUGAGCUGCAAAUGAUCUCCACCUGAGUCAACACCCAUUGGAUCUGUUGAUGUGUAGUAGUACCUUAGUAACUGAUUUAACAUUAGAGGCUGUAUAAAGAAGUGAACAAGGAAAAGAAAAAGAGAGACUGGUUAUUGCAUUUAAGGUGUUUUUUUUUUUCUUUUGUAUGUACAUUAGAAGGUGGUGUUGGAAACUGGCCAAUUUGGUUCUUGUGGCA